AAUUGAGAGCUUGCAUUUUGGUUUUCCUAGAUACCUUAGUGUCAUAACUCAAAUUUUAAUAGAAUUUUAUUUUUAUUUUAACUAAUAUAUUUUGUCUUUGUUUUACUUGUUAGGUUCAUUCAAAACAUGGGGGCAAAAAGGAAAUUUUACGAAGAAGAUUGGAAAAGAAGAUGAGAGAAAGGACUCAAUUGAAGAAAUGGAAAGUUGGAGAGAACCUGCGCACCAGCUCCCGCACCAGAUUCCCUCACCCCAGCGCCCUGAGCCCGCGCCUCACGCCCUGCGCCCUGCGGCCCGAACCCAGGUCCCCUGCACGCCCGAGCCCUGCUCUGCACCAGAUCGCCUGCACUCUGCUUGCCCUGCUGCGCCCCACUGCCGGCAAUGAUGCCCCUGCACACCGAGCCUGCACUCUCCCCUCUGCGCGCCUGAUCCUGCAAUCACGCCCCUGUUGCUUGCACGCCAGUCACUGCUGCUGCACCGCGCCUGCACUCCUGCUCGCUACAGUACAUGCCAGACGAAAUCUUCAUCAUUACUGAUUGACAGGAGCAAGUCUUUUUAUUUAUUUUAUUUUUUUAUUUGGGUAUAUAUAUAUGGAAAAAAAUCAGAAGCGGGGGGGAGAAGGUUAGAGAGUUUUUGAAGUUUGAUUGAGAGGAAGGGUCUGUGGUUGAUUGAUAUUUGGAGUUUGAUUUUGAGUGGAUUUUGGAGCUCGAUUUUUGUAUCCGGAGGUUGACGGAGGGCUUAUUUGCUGUGUCUGCUUCUGUUUAGUGAGUCUCUUCCCUCUUGUGCGAUUAUUUAUAUCUUGUUACAUGCUAAGUGUUGGUUGCUUUGUGUUACUAACCUUUUGCAUUUGGCAUGGGAGUACGAGGUGAGUCCCUUCCUGCUGUGUAAGUAGGUUUGUUUGUGGAUGAUAUAUUUGUUGAGUGCUUUACAUGCUUUAUUUGAUUAUUGUGGGAUAUAUGUUGCCUUUUUUCUGUGAUUGCCAUUGUGCAGGUUAUUGGAGUGUCAUGCCCCUUACACACACUCACU
Rubroshorea leprosula is the source of this 1023-nucleotide messenger RNA. NCBI's taxonomy places the organism in Eukaryota, Viridiplantae, Streptophyta, Magnoliopsida, Malvales, Dipterocarpaceae. The record is from the annotation of a GenBank genome assembly.